CGACCAUCCUCUCAUUACGCAAUGGCCCCUCGGCGGCGUAUCAGACGUGGGUCACCAGCAGGUAGUGAAAGCGACACGGCGGAACCACAGCUGGUAUCUCAUCCGGGAAACGUGGGCUUACUUGCCCUCCCACCUGAACUUCUGGAAGACAUUCUCGUGUUGCUCGCCGAGUUAGGGCACCCAAAAACCAUUUCAGCUUUGGCCAAGACAUGCCGGACACUGAGGCAGCUCAUAUACGCCCCUCAAGACAAGUUCCUAUGGCGUCGGAUGCUCCUCGCGACCUUCGACGAUCCGAGGAGCAUUCAAGUCGAACCUGGCUUCAACUGGGCCUCAGACUAUCAGGCGCGGGUCGAGGCAACUCUUUUCAUCGAGUAUCGCCGUAGGUCCGCUGGCAAACAAACAAGCAUCGAAGUUCGCCGGUAUUCCCCUCGAAGUUCAACGAAAGUGGCCUCAGCCACUUCUAGAGCGAAGCGGCGAGCUAGCCACUCUUCCGAUGCUGUCGCGACCUCGGGAGCGGACUACACGGUGGCUUUGCAAACUUUACUAUCCAUUCUUGACACUUCCUGUCCCGUCAGCAAGCCCACUCGCGAUUCUGAGAAGCAGCCAUGGGAAAACCCAAACCUUAUCGCACUGUCCCUGCGCGAAGCAUCCGUCCGCGCCCCGCCAUUCCCUCCUUACCUUACGACGGUUCUGCCGGAAGUGCUAGAUGCGGCAUCUACCACCGCCACAGACGGGAAGUCGGACGCCGGCUCUGUAGAUCUCCCACCCAUUGUCCGUCCUAGUAAGAACUUGGCCUACAUCAAGCGGCUUCUUUCAUCCGAUGUCGUCCCUGAUUUUGUAUCGUAUCUCACCACGCCAGCCACCAGCGAGCGCCGCUCGCCGUGGCAGUCUACGCCCGAGGCCCGAGCUCUCAAUCGGCUCGUUUCCACUUUCGGUAUCUCUGCGUUCCUGCAGACGCCACGCCGCGACUGGACUCGUGGUCGCCAAGAAGAUGAAAAUGAUACCGUCCAUCGUAAAGCCAUAUACCCGAACGCCGAUCAGAACACCGCACUGGCCGAGCUAUUCAAUAGCAUCCGGCAUGCGUCCCAGAAAAAGGUCUACGAUAUGAAUUAUCUCAGCCGCAAGCGGGCGUGGGGUCCUUUCCUCCGAGUUCACUCAGACAAGAGCGAGAGGCAGGACGCGAUGAGCGCGUCAUCAUCGGACGAUGAAGACGGAGAGUACCAUCACAUUCCGGAGCAGACGCCGUCGGAUUCCGAGGCUUCCCAGUCAGACUCUGAAGAAGACGGGGAGGACGAGGAGAACCAGGAUUACGUCCCUCCGCACCAACGCAAUACAGAGCCAAAACCCCUCCCGCAACCUGAGGACUUGCAGGCGGACUGGGAGCACCUCGCCGCCAUUCGCAUCGUUGUUCAGGCGAAGCUGGAAGAAAAACUCAAUAUGCUCCAGACCGACGCCGGACAGUGGUUCGAGCCUGGGCAGGUCGAAGAGAUCCUCAAGACACUGCUAGGGUGGGAAAAUGUGCGGUCUUGCGUCUGGACUGGUGCUCAAGCAAAGAGGAAAACUAAGCAAGAAGAAGGCUCGAACUCUCAGCGGCAGGCAACCAAGAUUUCCAAUAGUACUGGCAUUUCCGGCUCAUCUGGUCAAGCGGCUUCGUUGCUCAGGUCGCCGAGCGAGCCGCUAACAGAAUGGGAUUGGGCAGGUGUGGAAGGGGUUUGGCGACGAUGCGUCUGUUGGUUGGACUACCAUGAUCUAAUAUAUAACAACUGGCGCGGGUUUCAGUCUAUGGAUGAUCUCGAAGAAGCAACAAUUACAGUACCACUUGCGCUCCACAUAACCGGCUUCUCUCCAUCCACAAUCCCAGAGUAUAAAGACUUCCCGACCAUUCACUUCGACUCAAGGCGAUACCCUACUAUUCACAUGGAAGGCACGAUGGGAGGUGCUGAAUGGGCUUACAACGGCGGCGCGCAGGAAGACGUUCGCCAUAUCAAGGGCUCGGUCAGAGUGUGCAGCGACGGCAGCGUGUGGUGGUCAAUGCUCUCUUCUGUGCAAGGCUCACCAACGGAAUGGGAGUGGUCGUCAGAAGGUAUUCAAAUCGGUGCAGCGCUGGGCACUGGAGGGCCCAUCGGAGUGCGCUCUGGGUGCGGCGUCCUUGGCCUUUGGACGGGUUGGGAGCACGAGGCUGAAGAUCCGAUCGGCGCGUGGUGGCAAUGGAAAGUCGCGUAGGACACAGAGGAUCCGUGGAUUUAUGACGGAGUAUCAGAUGAGUUAUUGUAAGUGAUACAUGUACCAUAGCUGCUGCGUUAUGCGAAGGAACGGUGAAAAGCCCGUGCAUUAUUACAUUCGCUGUGUAGUCGGCUCUAACGAUGUAGCGACGAGCGCGAAGCAGUCACUUCAGCACAAAC
Phanerochaete carnosa HHB-10118-sp is the source of this 2402-nucleotide messenger RNA. RefSeq lists its product as uncharacterized. NCBI's taxonomy places the organism in Eukaryota, Fungi, Basidiomycota, Agaricomycetes, Polyporales, Phanerochaetaceae. Bases 22 to 2223 code for a protein of 733 amino acids. The transcript is spliced from 7 exons. Gene Ontology annotation, molecular function: protein binding. The record is from RefSeq and is a predicted model, not a curated record.